AUGAUAAGCGACUACAGUAGCACGCUGCUCUGGGAAGCCGCUCAUCGCUCAGUGUCUUUAGACAUGCUCAAGCUCCUCCUGGAGGCUGGAUCAAACGUCAAUUAUCAGGGUCCGAAGGAGAAUACACUGCUAAUUGAGGCUGUCUGUGCCGGGAACGCUGCUCAUGUCCAACAGCUGGUUGAAUGGAAAGCCGACGUCAAAUGUCGUAAUGACAAUGGCGAUACAGCACUGUCCCUCGCGGCGAGUCAGCAUAGCCUCGACAUGGUUAGGAUCCUCAUCGAGGCCAAAGCGCCCAUGAACACGUGA
This is a messenger RNA of Trichoderma gamsii, 306 nucleotides long. RefSeq names its product ankyrin repeat and SAM domain-containing protein. NCBI's taxonomy places the organism in Eukaryota, Fungi, Ascomycota, Sordariomycetes, Hypocreales, Hypocreaceae. Gene Ontology annotation, biological process: RNA processing. The transcript has a single exon. Bases 1 to 306 code for a protein of 101 amino acids. The record is from RefSeq and is a predicted model, not a curated record. Gene Ontology annotation, molecular function: RNA nuclease activity; RNA binding; protein binding.